GGAUUUUAUUGUGCUUAGAUCUCGAUUCUAGCUGGAGACCUCGGACUUUUUAAUGAUGCUCCAGGAAUUGAAAUAGUCUAAUAAAUUUAAGGGAAUCGUAUUUUAGUGAAUAUGUGUGGGCAACAUUUUGGAGUUCCAUUUAUUUUCAAGAUUUUGAGCUUGAACGCUACUUGCGAUUCUGAUUCAAAGACGGAGUCAGAUGACUUGAUUUUUGGUCCCGGCCCUGCCAAUUAUUAGAUGUCACAAUAACCAGUCAGUUAACAUUUAUUAAGCAUCUCCUGUGUACAAGACACUGUGCUAAGCCCUGGGGACACAAAUAUAAGAUUUCUUCUUCUGUUAAAGGAGAAAAGGUUGGAUUAGAUGACAAAGAUUUCUUUCAGCUUUCAUUCUGUGAUCCCAUGAACCAUGUCUGACAUUUAUAUACUGUUAAAGUUGACAAUGAAUUUUCCAUACAUUAUUAACUCACAGAACAUUCCCACUGCCCUUGAGCCACUCCUUCUUCCACACUGACUCACUUCCCACUUCUCCCUGUAUGGUAUAGAUACUAUAAUUGGCUUUCAGAACUUCCCCAGGAACUGUCCCAGUGGCAUCUAAAUACAGUGGCAAGAUAUAGAUCAGCAAGACUGGAGAUGGCUCUGGAUGCAAUGGGAGACCUUGGCCUUUUUAAGUUAAUCUCUUUCCCACAUCUCAGUUUGACUGAGGUAAUACCUAUUUAAUCAGUGAUUAAGGCUAGGUAAGAACUGAGACAAAAAUAGCCUCUUUUAAGUAGUCAAAAAAAAUCAACCAGGGAGAGAAGACCUCAGGAUUUUUUUUUUGAUGAAAAUUCAUAAAAUUUCUAUUUACAUCCACCCUGAGUCAUCAGGCCCCAGCAAUGACCAAGUGAGACUUGGAUUUGGACCUGCUGAUGGCCAAAGAGAGCCAGAAUGAUUUGGGCUUAAAGCAUGCUCCUUAAGAAAGAAAUCUAGUCCAUAAACUCCAAGAUAUCUUGAGAGGUUUAUUUCAUUGAUCAACAUUUACAUUUCUUUGGCUAAAAUAAAGAGAACCCUGGACUUAGAAUUAUGAGUGUCUGAGUUAAAAUACAAUUUUAAGUAAUGAUUAAAAGUGUGAUCUUGCACAAAUCAUUUCUCAGGGCCUCAAUUUUCUCAUUUAUACAUGGAGAUAUUAAUAGUCAUUGGGUUAUUAUAAAGAUCAAACUGGGAAUGAAUAAAAGGCAUUUUAACACAUCAAAAGUUAAAUAGAUUAAUAUCUCUUAUUAAAUUAAAAUAUUAUUAUUUUUAGUAGUAGUAGUAGUAGUAGUAGUAGCAGCAUCAACAAUAACUAAGUACACUACCUGGCACAUAGUAGGUAUUUAGUCAAUGUUUAUUCAUUGAUUGGUUGUAGCAACUGCAGCAGUAAAUACUAGAUAUUGUUAGUUAUUUAAAGGGAACGAGGAGCAGCAUGAUAUAGUAAAUAAUGACUGAGAAAGAAUCAGGAAGACUGAGUUCACUUCUGACCUCUGACAAACAACAGUUGUGUAAUCUUUGGCAAAUUAGUUUACCUCUGUCUCUAUCUCUCUGUGUCUCUGUCUCUCUGUCUGUCUCAUUGUCUGUCUAUCUGUCUUGUUUAAUCAGACAUUUCUCAAGUCCUCAGUGCUACAAUAGUGCAGAUCCCCAUUCUUCCUCCUGGAAGAUAAAUCACAGAUUUGUUCCAAGAAAAAAAAAUAUCCCUAAAAGUGGGGACUUGUGGGUGCAAAUUCUGCAUUAUACCCUCGUGCCUUCCUGUCAUCCCUUUUGAUGUCCUACAAGGGCUUGGAGAUCCAGGACUCUGGUUCGUCUUCUUCCUCACUGUUAUCUGGCUUUGUCUCGCCCUUACUCAGCAGGCACACAGCAGCUAUCUUGUCCCUGGGUUUUAAUUGGCAAAGCCCCAGAGGAAGACUCUUCUCAGCCAGGGACCUGAGUUAUGGAAUUUUCUACAUCCGGAAACUUGGCUCAUUUCCAGGGCAGAGCGAUUUCUCCACAAAUGAGCCGCCAAUCUUUUCCUGGUGAUCCUCAGAACAAAGGCACCCCUAAAUUGGAUCUCCCCCCACACCUUUCGACCCAGCGUCUGUAUGUUUGCCCGGAGGCAGAAGCACAGUAAGAUCCCUGUUCCUCUUCCCCUUCCUCCUCCUCCUCUUCCUUUUUGUCUUCCUCCUCCUCCUCCUUUUUGAAAAGAUUCUCCUUAGAACUGAGUGACUACAGAGUCCCAGGGCUUCGUAGUAACAGGAAAGCUGCCUCCGUCACUUCUGCCUGCCUUCCAUACCAGAUGGGGUGGCUGGUCGCGAGCAGCUGUUGGCUCAACAGAGAAUGCACAGCUUGAUCAACUCAGUGGAAGUGAAGUCAGAGGUUCCUGUGACCCUGGACCCCGUCUCCCCCCUGGACCUGAGGACGGAUCUCAGAAUGAUGAUGCCCAUGGUAGACCCCGUGCUCCGGGAGAAGCAGCUGCAGCAGGAACUGCUCCUCAUCCAGCAGCAGCAACACCUGCAGAAGCAGCUGCUCAUCGCCGAGUUCCAGAAGCAGCAUGAAAACCUGACGAGGCAGCACCAGGCUCAGCUCCAGGAGCACAUCAAGUUGCAACAGGAACUUCUAGCUAUAAAGCAGCAACAGGAACUUCUGGAGAAGGAACAGAAAUUGGAGCAGCAGCGUCAGGAGCAGGAGGUGGAGAGACACCGGCGGGAGCAGCAGCAGCUUCCCCCUCUCCGAGGCAAGGAGAGAGGGCGAGAAAGAGCUGUGGCCAGCACCGAGGUGAAGCAGAAACUUCAGGAGUUCCUGCUGAGCAAGUCGGCCACCAAGGACUCUCCCACCAACGGAAAGAACCAUUCCGUGAGCCGCCACCCCAAGCUCUGGUACACGGCGGCUCACCACACCUCCCUAGAUCAAAGCUCUCCACCUUUGAGCGGAACCUCGCCGUCCUACAAAUACCCGCUGCCUGGAGCCCAAGACACCAAGGAUGACUUCCCACUGCGCAAAACUGCCUCAGAGCCCAACUUGAAGGUGCGAUCCCGAUUAAAACAGAAAGUGACAGAGAGGAGAAGCAGCCCCUUACUCAGGCGGAAGGAUGGAAAUGUUGUCACUUCAUUCAAGAAACGAGUGUUUGAGGUGACAGAGUCCUCGGUCAGCAGCAGCUCUCCCGGAUCUGGCCCCAGCUCGCCCAGCAAUGGGCCUUCCACCAACAUGGCAGAAAGCAGUGAGACGCUGCUCAUCCCGCCUGCUCCACACCCAGAGCAAAUUGUUUCCCAGCAGCGUCUUCUGAUUCAUGAAGAGUCUAUGAAUCUUCUAAGCCUCUAUCCAUCCCCGUCUUUGCCCAACAUUACUCUGGGUCUCCCUGCUGUGCCAUCUCAGCUCAGUGCUUCAUCUUCGAUCAAAGACAAACAGAAGUGCGAGGCCCCAGCACUGAGGCCGCCGGGAGUUACAUUGCCGGGGCAAUAUACGGGAAGCAUCCCGGCAUCUUCGAGUCAUCCCCACUCUGCUCUGGAAGGAAAACCCAACAGCAGCCAUCAGGCGCUUCUGCAGCACUUGUUACUGAAGGAGCAGAUGAGGCAACAGAAGCUGCUUGUGGCUGGUGGGGUUCCUCUCCAUCCUCAGUCCCCCCUGGCAACGAAGGAGAGAGUAUCACCUGGCCUCCGAGGUGCCCACAAGUUACCUCGCCACAGGCCCCUGAACCGUACCCAGUCUGCCCCUUUGCCUCAGAGCACGUUGGCCCAGUUGGUCAUUCAGCAGCAGCACCAGCAGUUCCUGGAGAAACAGAAACAGUACCAGCAGCAGGUCCACAUGAACAAACCGUUCUUGGAGGCCCAGCCCGGGCACGCGCUCCCGACGUACCAAGCUCCGCUGGCAGCCGUGGGAGCAGAAGCCUUUGACCAGCACCUACUGAUCUCCAGGACCCGCUCGUCCCCCGCGGUCCCCACGGUGCCUCGUCCAGCGAUGGAUCCGAGCCUCCAACGUGCCUCUGAGACUGGCGUGGUGUACGACGCUCUGAUGCUGAAACACCAGUGCAUCUGCGGCCGCUCUGCCCUUCAUCCCGAGCACGCUGGGAGAAUCCAGAGCAUCUGGUCACGUCUGCAAGAAACGGGGCUCCUGAGCAAGUGUGAGAGGAUCCAAGGUCGAAAAGCUUCUCUAGAAGAAUUGCACCUGGUCCAUUCUGAUCAUCAUUCUCUUCUAUAUGGCACUGACCCUUUGAGCAGACAGAAGCUGGACCCCAGGAUGCUCCAAGGGCCCACAUCUCAGAAGGCCUUCUCCUUGCUGCCUUGUGGUGGACUUGGGGUGGACAGUGACACCAUUUGGAACGAGCUGCACUCGGCUGCCGCUGCACGCAUGGCUGUUGGCUGUGUCAUCGAGCUGGCUUCCAAAGUGGUCUCAGGAGAGCUGAAGAAUGGGUUUGCUGUUGUAAGGCCCCCAGGCCAUCAUGCUGAAGAGUCAACAGCCAUGGGGUUCUGCUUUUUUAAUUCGGUGGCAAUUACUGCCAAAUACUUGCGAGAGCAGCUCAAUGUAGGCAAGAUAUUGAUUGUAGACCUGGAUGUCCACCAUGGGAACGGUACCCAGCAGGCUUUUUACGCUGACCCCAGCAUCCUGUACAUUUCCCUCCAUCGCUAUGAUGAAGGCAACUUCUUCCCCGGGAGUGGAGCCCCAAAUGAGGUUGGAAGUGGCCUUGGAGAGGGAUAUAAUGUGAAUAUUGCCUGGACAGGUGGCCUGGACCCCCCCAUGGGAGAUGUGGAGUACCUUGCAGCGUUCAGAACUGUCGUGAUGCCCAUUGCCAGAGAAUUUGGACCAGAUAUAGUUCUUGUUUCCGCGGGCUUUGAUGCUGUGGAAGGCCACGCCCCUCCACUGGGUGGGUACAAGGUAACAGCGAAAUGUUUUGGGAAUUUGACAAGGCAACUAAUGCAGGUGGCUGAUGGACAUGUAGUGAUGGCUCUGGAGGGAGGACAUGAUCUCACUGCCAUUUGUGAUGCAUCAGAAGCCUGUGUGAAUGCCCUGCUAGAAAAUGAGCUGGAUCCUGUCCCAGAAGAUGUUCUGCACCAAACUCCAAAUAGAAAUGCCAUUAUUUCUCUACAAAAGACCACGGAAAUUCAAAGUAAGUACUGGAAGUCAGUGGAGAGGUUUUCAGGUUGUGCUCUGACUGGAACUCAGGAACAAGAACAAGAGGAAACAGAGACUGUCUCUGCCCUGGCUUCUCUGUCUGUGGAUGUGGACCAGUGCUUUGCUAAGGAAGACAGCAGACCUGCUGGCGAGCCCAUGGAUGAAGAUCCAGCCCUGUGAAGUGCCAAGUUCCCCCUCCCUGGUAUUUCCUGUGUGUGACAUCAUUGUGUAUCUCCCCACCCCCAACCCCCAACCAAGCACCCUCAGACAUGUCUUGUCUGCUGCCUGGGUGGCACAGAUCGAAUGGAAUAUAAACACUGGGCACGGAGCACACACAGCAGCUUCACUUGUCCCCUGGCCGGACUUGAAAGGCCCCGAAAGAUUCCUCCAGUGUAACCACUCUGACUCUAAGGUUACAGGCGACCGUCCUGGGGAGGGAUGGCCUCCGACAUGUGGGCCCUAAAUGUGCUGGGCUACCGGCAGAGGGAACAGGGGCCUGGGCUAGCCCACGGACUCGGCGCUCUCCACAUCCUAGAGACGGGGAUAGCCCUAACGGCGUUCUUUCAGACAUGCUGAAUUGGUUUCGAUGGGCUAAUUUUUUUCACAUGGUUUUAAAUUGUGUACAGGAUUUGUUUUCAACUCUGAGCAAACAAGAUAACAUAUUGUACCUUUGUUUUUACACCCUCGCAAAUUCUAGCAAGUGAGAGGUCAAAAUUUUCGAGAAAUGGGGUGAGGGCAUCUUUAGCCUGAAAGCAAGUGCUACCUCCUUCAAAGUCCAGGUCCCCAAGGCGGUGGCUUUGUGGUAGGGCUCAAUUUGGGGUUUUCUUUUUUGAUUAUGCAUGAAAAAAAAUGUUUUUGGAGAAUGGAAUCUCUGUUUCACUCAUAUCCCAUUCGAGGUUCUCACAGAUGGCAGGGCUCUGGUUUCUUUGGUGGCUGGAAGCCUCUUCCCAUUUAUUAAGAAUCCCUCAUUCUUCCAGUGACAAUCCUUUUGAGUCUCUGGUCCACAGGGACUCACAUUUCCUUUGAAAGAAUAAUUUUUCUAAGAUGCCCAUACUUUACUCCGCAAAUUUUGCUGAGCCCACAUAUUUCCAGCUGGCUGUAUUUUCCCCAUAUGAGCACCUUUUUGGCUCAGAUAUUUCUUAGAUUACAUUUCUAGUUUAAGGUAAUUACUGGGCUUGAUUAUUAUAUUGUUUUCUCAAAUGAGAGUCCAUAGGUUGAGCAUUGUUUAUAAAACUUGGGAGGAUUUAGAUGAGAGAUUUGUUGUUGUUUUUUUUUUUUAAUCAUUGAAAUGUAUCAUUAUUUACAAAAUAGCAUCAGCUACUUGAUUUCAUAUCGGUUAGUAUUAAGUGAGAGCUGUGCCUUUAACCAGUAGUGGACCCUUGACCUUUCCACAUGUUGCCUUAUGGUCAGAAGGUUUAAAAAAAAUUGGAAAUUCAUUUUCUGAGUUCAAAAUCAACUCAUAUUGUGGUAUGGAGGAUAAGUUUUUUUUUUUCAGUAUUCUAUUUUCAUGGGCAGCUCAAUCACCUAAAACAUCUGAGGCGAAAUAUUACCAUCCAGGAUUCUUCUUGCUGUAUUUAAUACCGAGCAUUGCUUUGGAAACCUAUUGGUAUUCUUUUUGUUAAAUAUAUAUUUUCCUAACUCAAAGGAUAUAUUAAAGCAAUAAGUGAAGAUUGUCAUGCUUUUAUUCAGAAAUCUAAAAGGAACCUUAAUUUAAACAAGGUUUGAGGGAAGGCCAUGCUCUGAAAGAUAUGCAGCAAUGUGGUUUGAGUUAGAGAGGGCUCAAACCUGUAAAUCAAAGAUGAAAGGUUUCACUCAUGGAGAAUUAUAUAACUCUCUUUUGUUAUAGUCAGACUCUAUUUUUCAUGUGUUGGUGUGGGUUUUUUUAGGAUUACUAUUUUAAUUUUAAAGACUUUUAUUACAUAUACAAAAACUGCCGGAUACUUGGUUUAACAUCUUAGAAAUCCGAGCCACCCUUUGAAAUGGGUAAUCUGAAAGGGAAUGUAGCUCUGCAUUAGGUAAAAAUGGAUUUAUAUUUUUGGGAAGGCGAAGGUUAAUAUGGAUUCAUCACGUUGAUUACAUUUUUGUAAAUUUCCUUCCAAGUUUUCACGGAAAACUCAUGACACCCUUCUUACUCAUCAGUUGCAGUUAAUUCCCAGUUAUCACUUCAAGAAAUGCAUUUUUAAGAGACUUGGGCAGUUAGGCCUGUGGCUUGAAAAGAUCAUUUUCCUGUCAUGUUGUUUAACAAUUUUACAUCAUGUUUUAAUUGGAAACAUAAUUGUAUUCCUUUAAAAUUAACUGGAAACGGCAAAAUUCUAUGAUCUCUCUUCUGUCCCCACCAGACCUUGUAUUUUUUCAUGAGAAUGAAGAAAAAAGAAGUUUUGACAACCUCCUGUAAAUUAACUGGUUUGAGGAUUGAUGCUCCAUUAUUGCAUGUUGGCAAAUCCAAACCUCGGAUGUCCAAAUCAUGGUGCAUUUAUAGAUGAAUCAUCCGUUGGCCUAGCGAGGAGGCACUCACUGGCCCAGAGUUGGGGUCUGUGCGAUUUAGGGACAGGCAGAGAGAUUUUGUGGAAGAUUAAUCAUGGCUGAAUGUAUUUCUGAGCCCAGAGCAUCACUCUGUUUUAUGCCAUUAUGCCAUUAAAGGAAUGGCUGCUUUGAGGGAUAGGAUAGAGGUUUUUGGAGAAUAUCAACACUUCUGAAACCCACCAGACAUGGUGGAAAGUCACUUUCACUUGCUAGUAUGUUCUUCACACAAUCAGAUCAUCAUUGUUAUUGUUGUUAUUAUUAAUAGUUUCCCAAAGGAGGCUAUUCCGAAUCCUCUCUCUCUCUGAGUAAAUUUGUCACCUCUUGUUUUGUCAGUGAAUCAGCCUCAUUCUGAUGGCCUCUCUCAACACGUGCAGUAAAAUGUCUGCACACACACAGCCAUGUAUAUACACAUAUUACAACAUACUCACCCUGGGAAUGAAGCUUUAGAAAUCAGCAGAAAUGAAUUAAGUGACAAACCACCUAAUUUUUUUUUAACUUAAAAAAAAAAAACUCUACAGUGCUCAGAUCUUCUAUUGUCAAAUAUUUUUUAAAAAACCAAUUUUCCAAAUACACCAGGCCUUUUUAAUGUGAAAAUCACAUUAAAGGGCAUAGUACAGAGAAAUGUAUUUGAUGUGAAAAUUGUAAAUGUUUUGUGAUUGUUGUUGUUAUUGUUGUUGUUCACAAUGAAGCUUAUGUAUAUGUGUGUGUAAAUUUUAAAUGAUAUGGUUCAGUCAAAGAAGAGAUAUUUUAAUGGAUUUGAAGCAAAUAAUAGGGCGGAAUGAGAUCAUACACUAAGUCAUAGGCUGAGAGAAUAUAGAUUUGAGGCUAAAGGAUCUUAGAGGCUAUAUAGUCUAAUACUCCUUCCAUUUUUUUAGAGCAAGAAACUGAGGCCCAGAGAUCAAGGAGUAUGCACAAGGUCUUACAGGUAAGAAGAUGCAGAGCCAGGAUUCCAAAGUAGGGAUCCUAAAACCAAUGGGGUUGAACAUCUACCACCCAGCAGAUUUUUGUAAAGAAUUUUCGGCCCCAUAUCUAAUGAUCAGGAGCUAGAUAAAAGCUCUCAUUUUUCUCACUAUUCCGCACUUGCCCUCGUUCACAUCUCUGUCAUAUCUAGGACAUGAUGACCUUUGAAUUUUACCUUCAUAUCAUCCAGAACAUGGGAACUAGAUGGAAUUUGGGUAACUGAAAAAAUUCUUGCUUACUUAUUUGUUGAAUCAAUAAAUGAAUGGACUUGAAAUGAGGAUGUCUUCUAACACUAAGUGCUAAGGAAGAUGGCUCUUGCUGGAUCUGUCUAACCCCUUCUCUAAGAGCAUAGCAAGGCUUUCUUUCCUAAAGUCAAUCAUAACGAUUGAUCAAAUUAACUUAUCUCUUUACAGAAUCUAUAUGGAAAUAAAAGCAAAAAUGCCCACAAUAAAAACGCGGGUCAGAAUUUCUCUUAAGUAGUCUUCUCGUAUUUGUUCUAGCAUUACUACUUAGGAAAAAUUUUAAAUCAUUAUGAAUUUCUUAUUAAUUUCCCUUUGAAGUUUCCAUAUGGUUGUCAUUAUUUGAAUGUUAGAUUUCUAAUAACCUAAAAUACGAUAACCCAAAAGGUUACUAACAGGAAGGGGAUUCUCUCCAAGCUCGGAAACCAGCCAUUCUUCCAUAGAAAGCCUUGUCCCACAGAGCAGCAUCUCUCUUUGCAUUCCUCUGCUGCCUAAAGAAUGAAAUCAUUUGGCCCUGCAGAGAAUGUGGGUGAAAAAAAGGGGAAAGCGAGGGGAGGAACACACCUGUUGAACAGUUUUCAUAAAGAAGGCAUUUUCAUAUCCCAAAGAAAUGGAAACCAGAUGAGUUGUCCUGCCUAUUUGAGAAAUGAAGGGCUCUCAUCGUUGUCAUCAUUAUCAUUAGUGUCAUCAUCAUCAGAUGGCUAUAGAGUUCCCCUAUGGGAUGAUGAGCCCUGAUGAAGGAUUCAUUCUUGUUUCUAUCAUGCUUUCUGAAGAAUGGCACUGUCCCUAUCAUUGUCUUCACCUUCCUAGAAUACAAUAGCAUAAAUUGAUAGAGUGCCGGACCUGUGCUAGAUGCAAGGGAUUCAAAGAUAAAAAAAAGGACUUGCCCUCCUGCCCUCAAGGAGCUUAUUUAUUUUUCAUUCAUCAUAAUUGCUCAUCAAGCUGAAAUGAAUGAAAAAAUACUGAAAAGUAGUUUCCACCAGACAAGAGUUUACAAUUUCAGAUAUAAAGCUGAUGCAGGGCACUGUUAGCCCUUGGCUAGAGUUAGAGUCAAGAGAGGGGGACCGGGAUGGGUGCUGAAAUUUUAUUGAGAUAGAGAGGUCUAAUAUGAAGCGUCCCUUGACUCUCUCUACCAGUGGAGGAAAGCACAUCUUGGGCAAUUUAUUCUCUUAAAAGAGUUGUCCAGAGUCCUGAGUUGUUGGACUUAUCCUGCACCCAUUUGUUGAUAUCUAAAGGUAUAAAAACUCUUGGACUACAAAGUAGAGAAGGAAAUACUUGAAUUCAUCCUUCUAGGAGCUGAAAAUUUAUGGUGUGCCUACUAAGAGAUGCCUAUGUAUAUAACAAAGCACAAAUUUGAAAUAUUAAUGAAUAUACAAAUGAGACUACAGAUGGAUCUAUAGAAUAAAUAAAUAUGUGUAGAUAUACAUGAAAGAGAGAGAGAGAGAGAGAGAGAGAGAGAG
Molecule: messenger RNA, 10272 nt
Organism: Antechinus flavipes (yellow-footed antechinus)
Lineage: Eukaryota; Metazoa; Chordata; Mammalia; Dasyuromorphia; Dasyuridae
Gene: HDAC9
Product: histone deacetylase 9
Exons: 25
Coding region: 2322-5270 (982 amino acids)
Biological process (GO): chromatin organization; negative regulation of transcription by RNA polymerase II
Cellular component (GO): histone deacetylase complex
Molecular function (GO): histone deacetylase activity
Source: RefSeq, a predicted model, not a curated record